AUUAUUCCAUUGAUCUCUCGGUGCAACCCUUCGGUCACGUUUCCCAACGACAAACUCGACGCUCUCACUAAACGCAUUCAAGACGCCGGCACUGAAGUGGUUAAGGCUAAGGCCGGAACUGGUUCGGCCACUCUAUCGAUGGCCUUCGCCGGCGCCAGAUUUGCUAUAUCUCUAUUGGAAGCGAUUAAUGGCAAAGAAGUGGUUGAAUGCGCUUUCGUUAAGUCGGACGUAACGGAGGCCACCUAUUUCUCGACUCCACUUGUCUUAGGGAAAAAUGGUGUCGAGAAGAACCUGGGAUUAGGAAAGUUGUCGGACUUCGAGCAGAAUCUGGUGAAGAGUGCGAUCGCGGAGUUGCAAAGCAGUAUCAAAAAAGGAGAAAGUUUUGCCAAUAAAUAGAUGCACUAUUUGGAGACAAACCACAGUUUGAACGCAUGGUAUAUAACAAUAUUAAUAAAUUUUAGGAAAAAUAGCGAAAUAAUUAAAUAUAUCAUGAAUUGAAUGAAUAAAUACACGAUUUGUUUUGUUGUUUCAAAUUAUAA
Molecule: messenger RNA, 539 nt
Organism: Medioppia subpectinata
Lineage: Eukaryota; Metazoa; Arthropoda; Arachnida; Sarcoptiformes; Oppiidae
Source: the annotation of a GenBank genome assembly